Messenger RNA from Suillus paluster, 587 nucleotides. RefSeq lists its product as uncharacterized. The transcript is spliced from 2 exons. NCBI's taxonomy places the organism in Eukaryota, Fungi, Basidiomycota, Agaricomycetes, Boletales, Suillaceae. The record is from RefSeq and is a predicted model, not a curated record. The coding region runs from base 188 to 529 and encodes 113 amino acids.
GUGCAGUUUAUCUCAUUAGAUCACUGAUGACUAGAUUUUGUUGAACUCCGAUUCACUGCAAGAUUCUCGGCGACCUCAAUAAGUAAUUGCGGACGGUAAACUAGUCCCAUCACAUUUCUUGGACUGCAAGAUCACUCGAUAAUGAUAUCGAGGUCGGCAUCCCACUCCGAUACUCGACCUUUGAGUUAUGUUCGAUAAGAAAAUACACUUUUUUGCCACACACUCGGGAUUCACUCAGGGUCCACAGUUCCGAAUCGUGCUUCUUCGAUCCACCUAUAAGGAAGAUGGCUUCGAGUCGUUCAUCCACUAUGGUACUGGGUUUAUGAACGGGUCCGACUCCCAAGAUUUCCUCCGCACAGGCGACCACUCUGUCCGUGGCCAGGACUUCGCAGAUGCCACGAACAAGCCUGCAUUCUUAGCAUGGCCCACAAUAUGCAUCUCCGUCACUCAGGCUGUAUCAAUCUUCAAGUCCCGGCUAAAUUCUCGCCGUAGAGCUCUACCAGGCGCAACCAUUCUGCCAACUGAUUAGCAGAACGUCCGAGUCCUGCCCACAACACGAUUUUCAGGGUAUAAAAGCAAGCCGUCUU